UUGACGUGCGCAACACAGCUCAAUUGAUGGAAUUACUGAACUGCGAAGGAAAAGUAAACUUUAACACUGGAUUAAGUUGUGUGGUGGAAUAUCAGUUAUAAAAUUAGAGUUGACGCUUUAUUAUUCCACAUUUCGGUUCAUUUUGCUAAUCACUCUCAAACCUUAGUUUGAAACGUCUAACGGUUCUGAACCGGGACAAGUGGAGUUUUUACGCACAAGUUUGCCGCCAUGGCGAACUCCUGUCUUCAACUGAGCGGCUUUCUCGUCAGCUGCUUCGGCUGGCUGGGAAUUGUGAUCGCGACAUCCACCAAUGACUGGGUGACUAUGUGUAAAUACGGGUUGAACACCUGCAAGAAGAUGGAUGAGCUGGAAGCCAAGGGACCUUGGGCGACCUGUGUCAUCUCCACAGGACUCUACCACUGCGUCUCCCUAACGCAGAUCCUGGACCUACCAGCGUACAUCCAGACUACUCGUGCCCUGAUGAUCACAAGUUCAAUACUGGGUCUCCCAGCAGUGGGAAUGAUCCUCAUGUCCAUGCCCUGCAUCAGCCUUGGCAAUGAACCCCAGAGCUCCAAGAACAAACGCACCAUCCUGGGAGGAGUGCUUAUACUCAUAGUUGCACUAUGUGGUAUGGUGUCUACGGUCUGGUUCCCCAUCGGCGCUCACCAUGAGCACGGCCUCAUGUCAUUUGGUUUCUCCCUUUACACUGGAUGGGUGGGCACUAUCUUCUGCCUGCUGGGCGGGUGCAUCCUUACCUGUUGCUCUUCAGAUUCCUCUUCCUCAUCUCACUCCUACCAGGACAACAAUCGUUUCUACUACUCCAAACAGGGAGGUGGCAACCCGCCAGCAGCCCCCUCUGCCAAUCACGCCAAGAGCGCCCACGUCUGAGAUGGGAGAGAUUCUGACUCUCAAGUGGAUGUGUAGGGGACUGUAGUUUGUAUAUAUAGACAUAUACACUAGCACACACACUCCAACACACAUGUAGGCCUACACAUACAAUCACAGUUCCAUGCAAACCUACUGGAAUAGAAAGAGACACAUAUAUGUAAACAUUCAUUCAUGCUGGUUUGUCAAGAAAAAUACACAAAUUCUUGAAUGAGCACACAAACAUACAUAAAAGACACAUUCACACAUCCAACCACACAAAGGCUGUUAUUGUUGGAGCGUUUUUUUCCACAGAUGGAUUGUUUUUGUAUCACAGAGCUCAUCUUCCAUCCUCCUCAUGUUGGGUGUGGCGUGGACUCUCCCCAUUUACAUUAUUGUGCAAGCUGCAUGCACAACAGCCUGAAUCACCCAAGGCCUUAUGGAAUGAGAUAUUUAUCUCCUAUAUUACUUCUAUUUUUCUAUCAUGCGCCUAGAAAAGAACUCUUAUGAGAGCCUUUGUUGAUGAAUAUUUUUUUUAAAUCAUAUGGGCUAAUAUGAUCUGUUGUUUUCAUAAGAGCAGGGCAUGACAGUAUUAUGCUUGGAAUUGAAAGUGUUCAUUAACAUUGUUUAUGUAUAUUGAUUUUUUUUUUGGCUGUAUUAUACAACUCUCGAGUGAAUUUGCCUCUUAAGGGAUAGACUUGAUUAAAUAACCUUUUCCUUCCCACUGCAGGAUGACUGUAAGAUGAUGGAAACACACAUUUCACAAGAAAGCUUUAGCCAGCAGUGUUCCAGUCUGUGAUAGAGUCGUCAGUAUGCACACUGCACAAAUAAUUCAUUAGAGAGUACGCAACCUUAAUCUUUGUCCAUAACUCCCUCAUCUGAAAAUAUAUUUCAUAAUCUAAAGUUGCCAUACACAUUUUUAUGUGACUAACUUGCUUCUGUUUUAAAUUUGAAUAACAACUGAGUGACAAAAAAAGCAGCUUAUCCUGUAACUGUGGAAUUAUACAUUUCAUCUUAGUCAGACGUCCUCAUAUAGAGUAGAUCUCUAGUCUGUAGCUAACAGUAUGUUGCACAAAAAAAGUAUUAUUUAGAUUAGCUUCUCUUGAAGGAAUGUGAUGACUUGAAUGUUCAAUGUCUAAAAAAUGCUCUGAACACAAAUGGAACUGGAUAUUUUCAAACUGAAGGAACCUGAUAUUUCCAACUCAGAUCAGUACAAAAACAGUAUUAGCUGGUUAUUUAUUGUUUCACUGUGCUAUUGUUUGAUUUUCUACAAUAAAGACAAAAGAAUUAAAACUGC
Messenger RNA from Morone saxatilis (striped sea-bass), 2161 nucleotides. RefSeq names its product claudin 11a (gene cldn11a). Lineage: Eukaryota; Metazoa; Chordata; Actinopteri; Moronidae. Gene Ontology annotation, cellular component: bicellular tight junction; plasma membrane. Gene Ontology annotation, biological process: bicellular tight junction assembly; cell adhesion. The transcript has 3 exons. Gene Ontology annotation, molecular function: structural molecule activity. The record is from RefSeq and is a predicted model, not a curated record. The coding region runs from base 229 to 888 and encodes 219 amino acids.